AUGAAUAUGAUUGUAACCACUGAAAUUGACACGCUAAAGGAGAAACUUGGAGAUACAAAAUGGAUAUUAGUUAAUAGACAAUUUUAUUUAUCUGAAAAUGUAGUUUUCGACCUUCCCAAAGAUUUUGGAAACAAAGACACCUUGAUAGUAGGGCUUCCCGACGAGUAUAAAUACAACUACAAAGAACUUUUUGAAAGAAUGGGCGUCCGUUUGAAAAUUGGAAUUAAAGGUUACAUUAAUAUAAUUAAGGCGUAUGUUAAGGAUGAUCUUAAUGUUAAACUGCCCGUCGAUGAAAUAAAUAAAGUAGUAGGAUUAUUCGAUCAGAUUUCAAGGAAGCAUGCCGAAGAUAAAAGCUCUGCAAAAAUACUGCAAGAAUUGCUUAUACCAACUACACAAAAAGUUCUUGCAUGCUUAAGCGAAGUUCAGUAUGAUGAUAUGGGUUCGAGGUUAACCGAUGAGGCAAAAACAGAUUACUAUAUUGCGCACCCUUUCAUAUCACAAAAAAUAUUGGAAUGA
Acaulospora colombiana is the source of this 516-nucleotide messenger RNA. The record is from the annotation of a GenBank genome assembly. Lineage: Eukaryota; Fungi; Glomeromycota; Glomeromycetes; Diversisporales; Acaulosporaceae.